AUGGAUGAAAAGCAGGAUUUCGCCGCGAAUUCGCCGGAGAGCAAAGCGGCAUAUGUUCUGAGCAAUGUUGUGGAGGUAGUGGAGCUGAUUCUCACCUUUGUUCCGACCAAAUCGCUGCUGCGGAUCGCGAGUGUUUGCCGGCUGUGGAGGAACUGCGCCCGCAGGGUGGUGAGGACCCAGCAGACCCUGACAUGGGUGUCAGCCUGCGGACCCUCCGACUGUCAGGUUCACGCCCUCUGUCCUGCCCUGCAAGAGGAGGUGGAGAAAGUGUUUGUGCUGCCAAAAACGGUUUUUGCGAUGGUCGACUGUGACGCCUUUACUGGACAGGAUCACUACUACAGACAGAACAAAGUGACCCCUAGUGGCUCUGGUGUGCAACACCCUAAAGAGUACCAGUCGGGCGAGGCAGGCUUUGCCGUCCUGCUCCCCAGCAUAGAAGGCGUCAAUAUCAAGCCAUUUCACUUCUGCAAGAAGUCCAUGUCUCCAACCGCACUCAAAGAAGCAGGUCUGGUUGACAACCCCGAUCUGCGAGUGGUUAUGCUCUUUGUUUACGAGGCUCACAUUUCCGGCGGGGCACGUUUCGUCAACCAGAUACUGGACCCCCUGGCCAAAAGCAAGGCUCUCAUCACCGGAGGGCUGGUUGAGACGGUCUUCUCCCCCACAAGACAGUGCUGCAGACAGGGAGAGUUCGGUGUGAUGGGCCUGGCCCUCAGCGGCCCAAAGGUACAGGGGGCUUCCGUGCUCCUGGACCAAGACGUGGUUUGCCCCAAAACCGCAGAAGCCACCAUCCGCCGGCUGAAGGCCGCCAAAAUACCCGAGAGGAACACGGUGGGGCUGAUGUUCGCCUGCUUAGGCCGAGGUCAGAAUUACUACCACGACCAGGCCAACGUGGAGGCCGACGCCUUCCACAAGGUCUUCCCCAACAUCCCGGUCUUCGGCUUUUUUGGGAAUGGGGAAAUUGGCUGUGACCGCAUCGUGAGAGACGACUACACGCUGUGUGAAACUGACACCGAGUCUCUGCAGCACGAGUACACCACGGUGAUGACCCUAGUGCACCUGGGUUGA
Synchiropus splendidus (mandarinfish) is the source of this 1065-nucleotide messenger RNA. RefSeq names its product F-box protein 22 (gene fbxo22). Gene Ontology annotation, molecular function: protein binding. Bases 1 to 1065 code for a protein of 354 amino acids. NCBI's taxonomy places the organism in Eukaryota, Metazoa, Chordata, Actinopteri, Syngnathiformes, Callionymidae. Gene Ontology annotation, biological process: protein polyubiquitination; positive regulation of proteasomal ubiquitin-dependent protein catabolic process; regulation of skeletal muscle fiber development. The transcript has 6 exons. The record is from RefSeq and is a predicted model, not a curated record.